Aphis gossypii (cotton aphid) is the source of this 2204-nucleotide messenger RNA. RefSeq lists its product as uncharacterized. The record is from RefSeq and is a predicted model, not a curated record. Lineage: Eukaryota; Metazoa; Arthropoda; Insecta; Hemiptera; Aphididae. The transcript is spliced from 4 exons. Bases 781 to 1875 code for a protein of 364 amino acids.
UACAGAUCGAAGCACGAGUUUGUGUCUCAUAGUCGUCCCUCGGAAGAACGCAUAUAAAGGACAUACACCUAACUUGCGACGUAAGGGUAAAUGUACAAUAGUAAAUUUCAUGUACGUAUACAGUUGAUCUUUAUGCGGCUAAUUAUAUAACAGCAUACGAAAUAAUAUUGGAAAAAUAUUUUGUAGUUUUGUUGUGAUGAUGCGUGUUUUUCAGGAAUGGUGACUAAACGGCAACUAACGGGGAUAUUAUAAUAUUAUAUAGUAACAACAUGAAUAAUAAAUUUUUGUUUUCGAGAACCCUCGGUCGGUUGUCCGCCCAACUGAAACUCGUGCCCGGGCCGGCUGCAAGGUUGAAUGCGUGCGUGCGUGCGUGUGCGCGUGCGCGCGCGUGUUGUGUGCAGCUGUGGUUAUGACGAUGCGGUGCGGGGCGAUGAGGUGGUGCCGGGUGACAGAUCGCCGCCGACGCGCACCGCGUAGCCCGACAGGUUGGCCAACCGCGUGUCGACGACAAAUCGGUGGCCGACCGACCGUCCGCGUACGUCUGUCGCGGUGGCCGCCGCCGCGGUCUUCGCCCGUCGGCGGGCGACCGAUGGUGGUAACAGUGUUCGCCGCGCACACUCGACCGUCGUCGGACCGCCGCCGUCGUCCGACCGUAGUCCGUACGACUCGUGCACGACAUUCGGUCGUAGUCGCUGUCGUGAUCGCUGGGAACGUCGCGCGUUUCGUUGAUCGAUCGCGAACGAAUUGGGCGGGGCACGCGAUCUCCUGAACGGCGUCCCGAUGAUCGUGGCCAUGGAGAGGAAACUGAUAUCGGAAUUGAUCGAAGAGUACAAGACAUGCACGUGCCUGUGGAGGAUCAAGGAUCCCGACUACAAGAACAGAGAGAUGAAGAACGAGGCGUACGAGUCGCUGUUGCGGUUGAUAAAAAAAUAUAACGAGAGUUGUACAAUGGAUGACAUGAAACGUAAAAUAGCCAAUCUGAGAACAUGUUACUUAAGGGAAUUCAAAAAAGUUAUGGAUGCCAAGAGAUAUGGUGGAAUAUAUGAGCCCAGUUUGUGGUAUUACAAAUCCUUGGAGUUCCUAAACGAUCAGCAUCACAGUGAAGACAGAGUACGGUUGGGCCGUAGUUAUCCGGAUAAUAGCGAUGAAGAUAACGAGUCAACCGAGACACAAAACAUAUUGGUGUACGAGGACGUCGAUGACCGUGCCGGGUCCGAGGACAAGGAUUCGUGUUCCACCGAACCGGAGUACCAACAGUCCUGCACGGCCGUUAACAGUAACUUGCAGACCGUAUUGAACGGCAGUGGUGACGGCAGUGGCGGCGGAGAUGGCGUCAAAAGACCCAAAAGACGGCGACGGUUGUUGGACGUGUCGGCGGUACAGAACGGGCCGUCCGCCAGACCGUCGCAGUCACAGCCGCCGCUAGACCGGUACUCGGGCGGUACCGGCGCCGCCGACUUUUACGAACCUCAAAUAUUGGGCGGCGUGGGCGGCGACCCGUCCGAACUUCCGGUGGCCGACUACUACGACGGUUUCGGCCGGUACGCGGCCAACGAGCUCCGUCAGAUGGACAGACAGUCGGUGAUCAUCGCCAAGAGGCUGGUCAACGAAGUGCUGUUCCUGGGCCAGAUGGGCAUGUUGAACGUGAACACGAGGAUCGAGACGCCGACGACCGGCCGCCGGAAGAACGCUUCCGCGUCGGCCGCGUGCAAGUCGGAAACGCGCAAUCGCCGGCAGCGUCGCCGACAGCAUCGCGACGUGGACGAUGACGACGAAGACGACGACGCGAUCGACGACGGGGACGAGCACGGUGGCGGCGGACUUGAAUCUUCGUCGUCGCCAAUGCCGCCCGUCGAGUUCAUGGAGACCUCGUGAUACGCCGCUGAAAACGAACGAUCGUUCGACGGCUAGCAAUGAUCUGCACCCCCCCAAAGUCCGCGACGAUCGAACUCGAUUUUAAGAAGUCGAAUCUGCGGGUAAAUAUGGCGUGCAUUCAUUGAUUAUUAGGCCUACCUAUAUACACGUGUAUUAUAUUUUGUAAUAAAUAAAAAUUGUUCUAUAAAACCUGUAUAUUUUAUAUUUAUGGUGUGGCCUUCCGUUCGUGUGUCGAAACGAUGGAAUGCGUUCCGAUGUAUUUUUAUGUUGAGUACAAUAUAUAUUAUAUUAUAUUUUUUAAAUUAAUAAAAAAAUAUUUUUUUCAGGAA